AUGGCCGAGGAGGAUUCCUUGAGCGCCAUUGGAAGCGCUGGGAGUGCGGGCUGCCUCGGGCUUUUCUUUCGGCGAGCUAGACCGCGGGGUGCCGGCUUGCAAUGGCGCUUGCGUCAUCGCCCUUGAAAGUGUGCAUCGUGGGCUCUGGGAACUGGGGAUCUGCUGUAGCUAGAAUAAUAGGCAAUAAUGUAAAAGCACUACAGACGUUUGCCCCAACAGUGAAGAUGUGGGUUUUUGAAGAAACCAUUAAUGGAAGAAAAUUGACAGAUAUCAUAAAUCAUGACCAUGAAAAUGUGAAAUAUCUCCCUGGAUACAAGCUACCAGAGAAUGUGGUUGCUAUUCCAAACCUGACUGAUGCUGUGCAGGAUGCGGACUUGUUAGUUUUCGUCAUUCCCCACCAGUUCAUUCAAAAAAUCUGCAAUGAGAUCACUGGGCGUGUAGCCAAGAAUGCCAUUGGCAUAACACUCAUUAAGGGAAUAGACGAAGGUCCAGAGGGACUCAGACUCAUUUCUGACAUAAUCCGAGAGAAAAUGGGGAUAGACAUCAGUGUGCUGAUGGGAGCCAACAUUGCCAACGAAGUAGCUGCAGAGAAGUUCUGUGAAACCACAAUAGGCUGUAAAAUUUUGGAGAAUGGCCACCUCUUCAAAGAGCUUCUUCAGACUCCAAACUUCCGCAUAACCGUGGUGGACGAUGCUGAUACAGUGGAGCUUUGUGGUGCUCUUAAGAACAUCGUCGCCGUAGGGGCUGGCUUCUGUGAUGGUCUCCGCUGCGGUGAUAACACCAAAGCAGCUGUCAUCAGACUAGGACUAAUGGAAAUGAUUGCAUUUGCCAAGAUCUUCUGCAAAGGACAGGUGUCUACUGCCACUUUCCUGGAGAGCUGUGGGGUUGCAGAUCUCAUCACAACCUGUUAUGGUGGCCGCAACCGAAGAGUGGCUGAGGCAUUUGUAAAAACAGGAAAGUCUAUUGAAGAAUUGGAGCAGGAGAUGCUGAAUGGCCAAAAGCUUCAAGGACCACAGACCUCUGCAGAGGUGUAUCGUAUCCUCCAACAGAAAGGAUUAGUGGGCAAGUUUCCACUGUUUGCUGCUGUUUAUCAAAUCUGCUAUGAAGGGAAACCUGUCCAAGAGAUGAUCUCCUGUCUCCAGAGUCACCCAGAGCACAUAUAAAGCAUGUUUUACCAUUGUCACAUCUCCUGCCUUCUCAUAUUCAUGUGUGGAUUCAGAUAGUUGUAAUUUACGGUUCCUAGUAAGCUACUCUGGGAAGAGAUCAUAGUUGUAUGAAUGUCUAUGGACUCAUGUAAUGGCGGAGGGUUUCCUUUGAUGUAAUCAUGAACCUCUUAAAACAUUAGCUGACUUUUCUACAGGCUGAAAUGCAGGUGGCUUUCAGAUGCAGGUCAUGCACAACCCCUAAGGAUGCAUCUCUCUUUCGAUGCUUUCUUUUUGUGAAGCGACCCGUCUGGAGCAAGAAUGAGGACCUCUAGGUGCUGGACUGCAGUUCCCAUCAGCCCCAGCUAUUAUGGCCAUUAUUCUAGCGCUGAUGUGGGUCAUAAUCUGACACCAUCUGCAGGGCCACAGGUUCCCCAGCCUUGCUUUAUGGGAUUUGGCUAUGGCCUUCAAUAUAUCUCAUCUUGAGGCUGUUGUGAAUCGGGUUUGCAUGCUUCUUUUUUAGAAAAAUCAACAAUGAUUUUAAAGGCAAUACAUUUAGUAGCAUUUAUUUGGUGAGGGAAUAGCCCUUUGACCUUUUAAGUGGAGAUUUUAAAUGAGAUUUUAAGAAAUGAUUAUUUUUUUUCCAAAGUAAUGUCACUUUUAUCCCCCAUCUGGUUUGUUAUUGGUUUUUUCUCCCUUUCUGAGCCUGUGGUCAGGGUUUUUAUGGCCACGGCUUUGGUGCUUAGCAUCACACCUUUUACACAAAGAAGCAAAACACAACCCAGUGGUUUUGGACAUGCAGGGCCAAAGCUGCAAUUACUCUACCUGCAUUAAGUUUGAGGUGAUGACACGACUGCAUGUGGGAUGUGUGUGUGGGGAGGGGUUGUGUGAAUGCUUUGUUGCAGCACAUGUAUGUGGUAGGACUGUAAGUCACUGCUGCUUGGGUUGGCCCACCUUUUGAAGGAAUGUCCAAGUGAGACUGAGAAUGGAUUCUAGCAGAGGAUUGGGAAGGGUGCCCUUGUGAAUUUUCACUUUAAUUGUUUGUCAGCUUCUGGAAUGGCUAGUAGUGCAAUCCUUUGUGUGUCUACUCACAGGUAUGUCCUGCUGAAUUGAAUGGGACUUACACUCAUGUAAGUCUGCACAGGGUUGCAACUCCAGUGGCAUCACAGUUCCGUCUGUCAGCUUAUACUCCGCCUGGAUCCACUGGCUGGCUUUUGUGGCAUUCCAACACUUGGAGGCUGCAUGAUUGUAGGCAAUCCACUACGGACUGCUCCGAUUCCCACACACUAAGGAAUGUGUUGAGAAUUCCCAUUAGCACAUGAUUGUAUCAUGCAGUGAACUACUUCAGAUUGAUGACUGUGUUUGUUUCAGUGCCUGCUUUGUCAACCACCGUACCUUUUGAACGCUCUUUAAUGGUAUCUCAUUGCCUUCAAAGCUAUUCCUCCUCUAAGCUGCCUUCAUCCUCUGGUGUCUUAAAACAGGACUGGGCAACACGUGUCCAGAAGUCCUCAACGCACACAGACACCCUGCCUAUUUUGCUGUACAGACUACCCCACACCCUUCACCAAAUCUGACACAACAGCAGCAAAAGAAGCAGUGAUUUUGAUUAAAAACAAAGCAGAGGGAAGGCACACGACUUGUUUGCAAGUAGAAUUGUGUCUUUUGCUGCCAUAUGCUGACAUUUUGGCAAUCGAUUUGGCCGCAAGAAGUAGGCAUGUGGCCCCUUAGGGGAAGGGUCCAGGGGCAAUGUGGCUCCCCAAUCCCCCAAAACGCCCACCUCUGCCUUCAGAGAAUUAAAGACUGAAUUUAUAUAGUCUUCGCACAGAUCAGGUUAAAGAGUCUGAUAGAGGGGUUCCUGUGUACUAUGGAAGGAAGAUCCUUGCAUGUUUUGGAAGAUGACUUAUAAUAAUUUAGAUCCAUAGUUACUAAUAUUAGAUAGUCUGGAAAUGAAUGCAACUAUAAUGUAAGAAUGUAAAGUAAUAGACAUUUCUCCUCUGUUGAUUCAGGUGCUCCCUAUUUAUUAAAUUUGUGUCUUUGUAUCUCCUUUCCUUCAAGGAGUGCUCUGUGUUAUAUAGAGUUCUUCUUUCCCUUCUAUCUUUACCUUACAGCAAAACUUUGAGAUAAGUUAGACUGAGACAUAGUGACUGCCUCAAGGAUACCCAAUGAAUUUGACGGCUGGGUGGCUGUGUUUGAACUGUCCAGGUUUGCAGGCAGGUCUGAGGAUUAUACAUUCAUAUAAAGUAUUUGGAAUACAGGUCCAUUUUGAUCUGUGUGCAAGCCAGAAUCCCUUUUUAGUCUAGAGCAGUCCUUUUUUAAACUCGCCUGUCCCAAGUACAUUAUUCCAUUAUAUAGACCAUGCUUAAUCCUUGGUAAUUGGGAUCAUUUCCUGUAUUAUGAUUUACUCUUCAUGCACAAGUGCUCCCAUGAUGGAAAAGUUGUUCAUUUUGUGUAGAUAUGGACCAUGGAGGUCACUGUGGGCAGCGAUUAAACUCACAUGGACUACGUGUAUGUGGAUUCCACACCUCUUUUUCUAUAUGCUGUCUGCAUAAGGGGAAAUAGCAUGAAGCAGCCUUUUGGAGUGAUAGCUGUGCAUAACUUGGGGGGGGGGGUUGUGGCUCUCCAGAUGUCAGACUGUAACUCCCAUCAGCCCUGCCAGCAUGGCUUAGUGCCCAAGGAUAAUGGGAAGUUGUAGUUCUGCAACAUCUGAAGGGCCAGAGGGUUCCCUGCUCCUAGAAACUGGUUUUACCACCAUGAUUGGAUUUCAAAAACUCCAAACAUUUUUUGGCACUCCAGUCAGCAAGAUUUAUGGGAUAUAUUUUUGCCUUAAUCUGAUAGGGUGCAAUCCUCCUAUGCAUGUUUAAACCAAAAUAAGGCAUGCAGCUCCCAGCUGUUUCCCAGACAGCGUAAGCUAAACAUACAUAGGAGGGCGCCUUUAAUUUCACCAUUAUGUUGACUAAUAAAGAUGCUUAAGAUUUGAAAUGAAGGUAGUAAUGUGAGAUUUUGUUUAUAAUCUAAGGAAAGCACCUUUGAUAAAAUAGCUGAUCCAGCCUUUUAUUGGGAAGAGAAAGCACACACUCUUCUUCAUAGGAUAUAAAGUCUGCUAGGUCUUAUGUGAAAUUUUGACCUGCUUUUAAUAGUUAAUAAUCUAGCAUAACGAUGCCUUUUUUAACAUACAGUGUGCACAACCAUUAACUUUUUGUGUAAAAUGUAAAGGGCUGUGUAAAUGUGGUAAGUUAGAUGUACUGUUGAAUCACUUAAAAUGAUUUACUCCAUUUAAUGGAAUUAAGCCUUUUCUUCCUUGUAAAGCCAUUUGGCUUUUGAAUCUGAUGCAUGUAUUACAGAAUGAUUUUUCCAAGAUCCACUCCUUAUUUUUAUUUUUUCAAUAAAACAUAAUAUUCUCUGUUUU
Varanus komodoensis (Komodo dragon) is the source of this 4548-nucleotide messenger RNA. RefSeq names its product glycerol-3-phosphate dehydrogenase 1 like (gene GPD1L). NCBI's taxonomy places the organism in Eukaryota, Metazoa, Chordata, Lepidosauria, Squamata, Varanidae. Gene Ontology annotation, cellular component: cytosol; glycerol-3-phosphate dehydrogenase (FAD) complex. Gene Ontology annotation, biological process: glycerol-3-phosphate catabolic process; carbohydrate metabolic process. Bases 102 to 1163 code for a protein of 353 amino acids. The transcript has 8 exons. The record is from RefSeq and is a predicted model, not a curated record. Gene Ontology annotation, molecular function: NAD binding; protein homodimerization activity; glycerol-3-phosphate dehydrogenase [NAD(P)+] activity.